Molecule: messenger RNA, 13523 nt
Organism: Coffea eugenioides
Lineage: Eukaryota; Viridiplantae; Streptophyta; Magnoliopsida; Gentianales; Rubiaceae
Exons: 64
Coding region: 131-13144 (4337 amino acids)
Biological process (GO): protein retention in Golgi apparatus; protein targeting to vacuole
Cellular component (GO): extrinsic component of membrane
Source: RefSeq, a predicted model, not a curated record
UUUUCUGGACCCUUAAUAUAUUCUCCAAGAAACUUGAACAACGCUUCUCUCACAUGUGAAUUUUGUGUAUAGACAGAUGUGUUUUUGAUUUCGUUGAAGAGGGAUUGAAGAGGAAUUUGACGAGAAGAAGAUGUUGGAAGAUCAGGUAGCUAAUUUGUUACAGAGAUAUCUGGGGAACUAUGUUAGAGGACUUAAUAAAGAAGCCCUCAAGAUCAGUGUCUGGCAAGGGGAUGUGGAGCUAACUAAUAUGCAACUGAAGCCAGAGGCCCUCAAUGCGUUGAAGUUGCCUAUAAAGGUUAAGGCAGGAUUUCUUGGGUCAGUGAAGCUUAAGGUUCCAUGGAGCAAGCUUGGCCAGGAUCCAGUUUUAGUUCACCUGGAUCGUAUAUUUUUACUUGCUGAGCCUUCAACUCAGGUUGAAAGUUCUAGUGAAGAUGUGGUGCAAGAAGUUAAGAGGAACCGAAUACGAGAAAUGGAAAUGAAACUAUUGGAGAGCAGAAAAUUACAGACAGAAGUGAACGAGUCUUGGUUGGAGUCUUUGAUAAACACGGUAAUUGGGAAUCUGAAGCUUUCUGUUUCAAACAUUCACAUCAGAUAUGAGGACACUGAGAGCAAUCCUGGCCAUCCUUUUGCAGCUGGUGUAACUUUAGACAAGCUGUUAGCCGUCACAGUUGAUGACACUGGACAGGAGACUUUCGCAACUGGGGGUGCACUGGAGCGUAUUCAGAAGUCUGUGGAGCUGGAGAGGCUGGCUGUUUAUUUGGAUUCUGAUGUUAGUCCUUGGCACAUAGAUGAGCCAUGGGAGGAUUUACCACCCCGGGAAUGGGAUCAGAUAUUCAAAUUUGGGACAAAGGAGGGAAAGGCAGCAGCUGUUCUUCCUGAAGAGCACUCUUACAUAUUGCAGCCUGUGACUGGAAACGCGAAAUAUUCAAAACAGCAUGCUAGUUUACCUGUUAAUGAUGGUCAGCCUCUUCAAAAAGCAGUGGUGAAUCUGGAUGAUGUGACACUUAGCUUGUCAAAGAGUGGAUACAGGGAUCUGUUAAAAUUAGCUGAUAAUUUUGCUGCAUUUAAUCAACGAUUGAAGUAUGCUCAUUAUCGCCCAAGUGUCGCGGUAAAAUCUGAUCCAAGGCCAUGGUGGAAGUAUGCUUAUAAAGCCGUCUCAGAUCAGUUGAAGAAGGCUAGUGGGAAAUUGUCAUGGGAGCAGGUCCUUUGGUAUGCAAGGCUACGCAAGAAGUAUAUAUCACUCUAUGCAAAGUUGCUCAGAUCUGAUUCUGAUCGGGUUGUAAUUGAUGAUAAUGAAGAGAUCAAGGAACUUGAUCGGGAACUCGACUUUGACCUUGUUCUCCAGUGGAGGAUGUUGGCUCACAAGUUUGUGGCCCAGUCAAUGGAUUCAGCGCCUUACUUAAGGAAUCAAAAAUCAAAGAAAUCCUGGUGGCCAUUUGGAUGGACAAGCAACUCCGUGACAGAUGAAAAUGAACCGGGAAACCUCAGUGAGGAUGACUGGCAAAGGUUAAACAAUAUAAUUGGGUAUAAAGAAGGUGAUAGUGAUCAACUUCUGGAAAUCCAUGGAAGAGCAGACUUACUGCAUACUUCUUUGGAGAUUCACAUGAAACACAAUGCUUCCAGGCUUGCUGAUGAGAAGGAAUGUCUUGCCGAUCUGUCAUGUGAAAAUCUUGAUUGUUUUGUAAACCUUUAUUCUGAGGCAAAAGUGUUUGACGUACGAUUGGGAUCAUACCAGCUAUCAUCUCCAAAUGGUCUCCUUGCAGAGAGUGCAACGGGUCAUGAUUCAUUAGUUGGUGCCUUCCGCUAUAAGCCUUUUGAUUCUAAAGUGGACUGGAGCUUGGUUGCUAAAGCUUCUCCAUGUUAUGUGACCUAUUUGAAAGAUUCUAUUGAUGGAAUUGUUAACUUUUUUGAAAGCAAUGCUGCUGUAAGUCAGACAGUAGCUCUGGAAACUGCUGCAGCUGUGCAGAUGACCAUCGAUGAAGUCAAGCGCACUGCACAACAACAAGUAAACAGAGCACUGAAGGAUCAGGCCAGGUUUUCCUUGGAUUUAAAUAUUGCAGCUCCCAAGAUUACCAUACCUACUGACUUCCAUCCAGAUGACGCCCAUUCCACUAAGCUUCUGCUUGACUUGGGAAAUUUGGUAAUCCGUACCCAGGAUGGUACUGAGUCGGUUCCACCUGAGGAGAUGAGCAUGUACUUGCAAUUUGAUCUGGUUUUGAGUGAUGUCUCAGCAUUUUUGGUUGACGGUGACUACCACUGGAGUCAAGCUUCUCCGGAUCGAACUGUUGGUUCAUCCAAGCAUAGUGUUAUUAACUUCUUGCCCAUUAUUGAUAAGUGUGGGGUCAUUGUAAAGCUUCAACAGAUCCGACUCGAAAACCCUUUGUUUCCUUCUACAAGACUGGCACUGAGGCUUCCUUCCCUGGGUUUUCAUUUCUCACCUGCUCGUUAUCACCGGCUUAUGCAAGUUGCAAAGAUCUUUCAAGGAGAAAAUAAAGAUAAUGCUGAUUUUAUUCGCCCUUGGGACCAAGCUGAUUUUGGGGGAUGGUUGUCUAUUCUUGCUUGGAAGGGUAUGGGAGGUAGGGAGGCUAUAUGGCAGCGGAAAUACCUCUGUAUUGUGGGGCCUUUUCUUUAUGUGCUCGACAAUCCGAACUCCAGAUCAUACAAGCAGUACAUGAGCCUUCGAGGGAAGCAGCUACAUCAAGUUCCUGCAGAUAUCGCUGGUAAUCUAGAACACGUGUUGGCAGUUUGUAUCUCUGGGCUGUCCAUUAACAAGAUAGUAGAAGAUCCAAAUGCCUUAGUAUUACGUUGUGACUCUGAAGAUUCAAGGAGGACCUGGCAGAGCUGGUUGCAGGGGGGCAUUUAUCGUGCAUCGAGGUCUGCUCCUAUCACUGGUGUCUUAGAGACCUCAUCGGACUCUGAAGACUCUGAAGUUGAACGUGUUGACAACCAAGACUUGUUGGACUCCUCAAAGAUGGAGAAAGUUUUCUUGAUUGGUGUGCUUGAUGAACUAAAGAUACGCUUCAAUUACAAUUGUCAGAAUGAUCAGAAUUUCUUGAAGGUGCUUCUAGCUGAGGAGAAACGCUUAUUUGAAUUCCGAGCAACUGGUGGUCGGGUUGAGCUGUUGGUAAAAGAUAAUGAUAUGUUCAUUGGGACGGUCCUCAAAUCAUUAGAGGUGGAAGAUUUAAUUUGCCGGAAAGGGAGAUCUCAGUAUUGUUAUCUUGCAAGAUCAGUCAUCAGGAGUUCUGAUGCACUGUCCCUGUCAAAUGUAAAUGGGGAUGGAACUUUUGUGAGUGAUGAUUUAAGUCAAGGUGAAGGUGAAGAUGAAUUUUACGAGGCUUCAGAGACGCUUAAUGAUGAGAGCCCCCAGUCAUGGAGGACUCAACCUGAUUAUUUUAGUUCGCAAAAUUUUCUCUCAGUAGAUAAUACUAUCAGAGCCCUUAGUUUCUCCCGUCUCUCUGGUCUACUUCCCGCCAACAAUAGUCAUCCUGGGGAUGAUAAUAUGGAAGUCAAUGACACAUUAGAUAGCUUUGUGAAGGCUCAAGUUAUAUUUUAUGAUAAGAAUUCAUCCCUUGAUGAGGGUGUUGAGACAAAGGUGGCAGUUUCGCUUGCUACUCUUUCAUUUUUUUGUCGCCGGCCUACGAUACUGGCCAUCAUGAAUUUUGUUAAUGCUAUAAAUGUUCAGGAUGACAGUUGUGAGUCAUUCCGUGAUACUUCGGCUGCUAUGGUACAAUCUGAUGUUUCCGACAAAAAUGCAGUUGAUAAACAGGCCUCAGAUGUAUUGGAGGAGCCUGUGGCCCAAGGUUUUAUUGGGAAGGGCAAGUCCAGAGUCAUCUUUUAUUUGACACUGCAAAUGGCUCGUGCUCAAAUUUUGUUGAUGAAGGAAAAUGGUUCUAAGCUUGCUACUUUGUCACAGGAUAAUUUUCUUACUGAUAUUAAGGUGUUUCCAUCUUCUUUUAGUAUAAAGGCAUCCCUUGGAAACUUAAGAAUAAGUGAUGACAGUCUUCAUAGCAACCAUAUUUAUUUCUGGGCCUGUGAUAUGAGAAAUCCAGGCGGUAGUUCAUUUGUGGAGUUGGUCUUUUGUUCAUUUAGUCCUGAUGAUGAGGACUAUGAGGGUUAUGAUUACAGUCUUGUUGGUCAGCUUUCUGAAGUCCGUAUAGUAUAUUUGAAUCGCUUUCUCCAAGAGGUUAUCAACUACUUCAUGGGUCUUGUUCCCAGUAAUUCGGUGGAUAUUGUCAGGGUAAAAGAUCAAAAAACAAAUACAGAAAAGUCAUUUACUCGAAGUGAAAUUGAAGGGUCACCUGCAGUAAAAUUUGAUCUUUCCCUGAGGAAGCCAAUAAUAUUAAUGCCCAGGAGAACGGACAGCCUUGACUAUCUCAAGCUCGAUAUUGUGCAUAUAACUGUGCAGAACACCUUCCAAUGGUUUCACGGAAGCAGACAAGAAAUGAAUGCUGUCCACAUGGAAAUUUUAACUGUUAAAGUUGAAGACAUAAACCUGAAUGUUGGUUCUGGAACAGAAUUAGGUGAAAGUAUAAUGCAGAAUGUCAAUGGUAUUUCUGUUAUUAUUCGGAGGUCACUCCGCGACUUGCUGCAUCAGAUUCCUGAUACAGAAGUUGAUAUUAAGAUUGAAGAACUCAAAGCAGCUCUUUCCAACAAAGAGUACCGAAUCAUUUCAGAAUGUGCACAGUCUAAUUUCUCAGAGACUCCAAACUUGGUUCCUCAACUGAAUGUUUCCUCAUCUGCUUCAGUAGAGGUGGCGGGACCUUCUGUUCCUGUAGAUUCUAAUGCAACAGAAUCUGGAACUCUGGGUAGGGAAAAGUGGAUUUCCACCAAGGUUUCUGUUAUCAUUGAUUUAGUUGAACUGAGCCUUUACUAUGGCGUAACAAGGGAUGCAUCUCUUGCAACUUUGAAGGUUAGUGGUGCAUGGUUUCUCUAUAAAUCAAAUUCAUCAGGGGAAGGUUUUCUGUCUGCAACUCUUAAGGAUUUUACCAUGCUUGAUGAUCGGGAAGGUACAGAAGAAGAACUUAGGCUGGCAAUUAGGAAGCCAGAGACCAUUGGAUAUAAUCCUACAGAUUUUUUGACUGAUGAGGUGGUUCCUCAUAAGAUGGAGAACAAAAUGGGUGAUAUUGAUAGGAAACCAGUUCCUACAAUGCUCGUUCUUGAUGCUAAAUUUAGUGAUUAUUCCACAUCUCUAUUCUUAUGUAUCCAGAGGCCACAGUUACUCGUUGCACUUGAUUUUCUGCUUGAUGUUGUUGAGUUUUUUGUGCCUACGGUUCGUGGUAUGCUAUCAAAUGAAGAGGAUAAGAAUGCUUCGCACAUUAUAGAUGGAAUUAUUCUUGAUAAGUCCACAUUCAGUCAACCUAGUGCUGAAUUCUCACUCUCUCCGCUGAGACCGUUGGUUGCCGAUGAUGAAAGAUUUGACCUUUUCUUAUAUGAUGGUAGAGGUGGGACAUUGUAUUUGCUGGAUAGACAGGGUUCUAAUCUCUCAUCUCCAAGUAUGGAAGCUAUUUUUUUUGUAGGAACUGGAAAGAAGCUUCAAUUUACGAAUGUUACCAUCAAGAAUGGACAGUUCUUAGACUCUUGUAUGUUUUUGGGAUCUAAUAGCAGCUAUUCAGCUACUGAGGAUGAUAAUGUCUUCCUUGACGAAGGGGAUAGUGGUCAUUCUCAGAGCUAUUCUGGGGAGAGUAGUAACAGUGUCUCUCCACAGAAUGUUGCUGGCAGCAGAUCCACUGAGAUUGUCUUUGAGUUGCAGGCUAUUGGUCCAGAGCUCACCUUUUAUAAUAUGUCAAAGGAUGUGAGAAAAUCACUUCUCCUUUCCAACAAGCUUUUGCACACGCAAUUAGAUGCAUUCUGCAGACUUGUUUUGAAGGGUGACACUAUUGACAUUACUGCUGAAGCUCUUGGAUUUACCAUGGAGAGCAAUGGAAUCCGGAUUUUGGAGCCUUUUGAUACCUCUAUGACGUACUCGAAUGCUUCUGGGAAGACAAAUAUGAAAUUGACUAUUUCAGAUAUAUAUAUGAAUUUUUCAUUUAGCAUUUUGAGAUUAUUUCUGGCUGUUGAAGAUGACAUUUUGGCUUUUCUGAGGAUGUCAUCAAAGAAAAUGACUGUGGUGUGCUCCGAAUUUGACAAAAUUGGAACCUUUAAAAACCCUUCCAAUGAUCAGGUAUAUGCAUUUUGGAGACCACGUGCACCACCUGGUUUUGCAAUACUUGGUGACUAUCUCACACCAUUAGACAAGCCACCAACCAAAGGAGUUGUUGCUGUUAAUACCAGCUUUGUACGAGUAAAGAGACCUGAGUCUUUCAAGCUUGUUUGGCCCUCAACCUCAAUGGAUAGCUUUUUGUCUGAAGGUGUAAUUAAUGGUGAGGACAGCAGUGAAGGAGGCAAGGUUUGUUCCAUAUGGUUCCCUGAAGCGCCAAAAGGCUAUUUGUCAAUGGGAUGUGUGGUUUCUUCUGGAAGGAAAGAACCUCCAGCAUCUUCUGCUCAUUGCAUCUUAGCAUCCUUAGUUUCAUCCUGUGGCCUUAGAGAUUGUAUAAACAUUAGCCUGAACAGUUGUUAUCCAAAUUUGGUAUUCUGGCGUGUGGAUAAUUCUGUUGGCACCUUCCUGCCAGCUGACCCCACUACAAUGAACUUGAUUGGUAGAGCUUAUGAAUUACGGCAUUUAGUUUUUGGUUUUCCAGAUAUUUCUUCACAAACAUUGAAGAGCUCAGACAUCCAAACGCUUCCUUCUGCUCGUGAACAUACCAUCCGGUCAGAAAGGUCAUCAACUGUAAAUUCUGGAAGGAGAUUUGAGGCUGUUGCUACUUUUCGGUUGAUCUGGUGGAAUCAAGGCUCAGGAUCUAGAAAGAAAUUAUCCAUAUGGCGCCCUACCAUACCUGAAGGGAUGGUUUACUUUGGUGAUAUUGCUGUUAAAGGGUAUGAACCUCCAAAUACCUGCGUGGUCCUUCAUGAUUCUGGAGAGGAGCUGUACAAACCCCCUCUGGACUUUCAACGUGUUGGACAGAUAAAGAAACAUAGAGGGGUGGAUAAUAUUUCUCUUUGGCUGCCUCAGGCUCCACCUGGCUUUGUUUCCUUGGGUUGUGUUGCUUGUAAGGGUGCUGCAAAGCUAUCUGAUUUCAGUUCCUUAAGAUGCAUUCGUAGUGAUAUGGUCACAGGGGAUCAAUUUCUUGAUGAAAGCUUGUGGGAUACAUCUGAUAUAAAAUUCGUGAAAGAGCCAUUUAGCAUAUGGACGGUUGGAAACGAUUUGGGUACUUUUAUUGUACGUGGUGGUUUCAAGAAACCCCCAAGAAGGUUUGCCUUAAAGCUUGCUGACCCAGAUAUUGCAAGCGGUUCAGAUGACACUGCAAUUGAUGCAGAAAUAAGAACUUUCUCUGCAGCUCUUUUUGAUGACUAUACUGGCUUGAUGGUACCGUUGUGUAAUUUAUCUUUAAGCAGCAUUGGAUUCAGCUUACAUGGAAGACAGGACUUCUCGACCUCCUGUCUUAGCUUCUCUCUGACUGCUAGAUCAUACAAUGACAAGUACGAAGCUUGGGAGCCUCUUAUUGAACCAGUUGAUGGAUCAUUACGGUACCAGUACAAUCUCAAUGCACCAGGCGCUGCUUCGCAGCUGCGUUUGACCCCCACUGGGGAUCUCAAUAUGAAUAUUUCUGUGUCCAAUAUCAAUAUGAUAUUUCAAGCUUAUGCAAGCUGGAAUAGUCUUAGUCAAGUUCAUGAAUCGUACACGGAAGCUAUUUCUCCAAAAGGAGGAGCUAUCAUUGAUAUGCAUCACAGAAAGAGUAACUAUCUUAUUCCACAAAACAAACUCGGUCAGGACAUUUUUAUCCGAGUUGCUGAUGUCAAGGGCCUUUCCAACAUCAUUAAGAUGCCUUCUGGAGAGAGAAAGCCAUUAAAAGUGCCAGUGUCAAAGAAUAUGUUAGAUUCUCAUUUAAAUGGAAAUCUGUGUCAGAAGCUCACACAAAUGGUGACUAUCAUAAUUGCAGAGGCAGAGCUCCCAAAAUUUGAAAGUUUGUCCUCCAACCAAUAUGCUGUUGCAGUCCAUCUUAUUCCAAACCAGAGCCAAGCUGGUGAAUUACAACCGAAUCGACAAAGUGCACGAACUUGUGGAACUGGCUCAGAUAGCUCUUCUGAUGUUGAAAUUGUGAAGUGGAAUGAAGUAUUUUUCUUCAAAAUUGUUUCAACGGAUUGCUACAUGGUUGAAAUGAUAGUGACUGAGACGGGGAAAGGUGAUGAAGUUGGUUAUUUUUCGUCUCCAUUGGAGCAAAUAGCCACAUCUCAAGCCAACUACCACUUCAAUAGCUUGGCUGAGCUGACUUGGCUACAGUUGUCCUCAGCAGCACCUAAGGUUGGUGAGACAUUGAAGAAAACAUUUGGAAGGAUAAGAUGCUCUGUGCUCUUAUCACCUAAAUCAGAAGUUAAAUAUGGAGAAAAAUCAUUAACUGGAGAUAGAAGAUCCGGGUUUAUUGAGAUUAGUCCAACUAGAGGAGGACCGUGGACUAUAGUUAGGUUAAACUAUGCAGCACCUGCUGCUUGUUGGCAGUUUGGCAAUAGCCUCGUUGCCAGUGAAGUUAGUGUUAAUGAUAGCAACAGAUAUGUUAUCAUCAGAUCCAUGGUUUCAGUUCGUAAUGAUACUGAUAUUGUACUAGAUUUGUGCCUGAAGCUUUCGGCUUCAAGUCAGAAAAAUAUGCCUGGAGAGGAUGAAAAAAUGGUGGUUACUAGAGAAAGAAACCAAUUUGUGACAGAUGAGUUUUUUGAAAAUGAACAAUAUAACCCAGCUGUUGGUUGGGUUGAAAAUCUGGAUUCCCUUGAGGGAGCACUGGGAGACGAGUUGCCAUCAGGCUGGGAAUGGAUUGAUGAAUGGCAUGUUGAUAAAAGUUCUGUCCAAACAGCUGAUGGAUGGGUUUAUGCUCCAGAUUUUCAGCAUCUGAAGUGGCCCGAGUCAUACAAUCCACUUAAGUCUGUCAAUUAUGCUAGGCAAAGGAGAUGGAUUAGGCAUAGAAAGCGCAUAUCAGGGGAUUUUAUGUCACAAAUAUCUGUUGGUAUCAUUAGACCUGGUGAAGUUGUUUCAGUUCCCCUUUCUGGCCUGACACAGUCUGCAUCCUAUAUACUGCAAUUGAGGCCUUUGGAUAUCGAAAACUCAAGAGAUUAUGCUUGGAGUUCUGUAAUGGAUAGGCCUAGUCAAUUAAAGGAUGUUGGUACGCCAAAAGAAAAUUCUGAAAUUUGUGUCUCAACUCUCAAAGAGACAGAGAAACUCUUGCAUUGCCCUGAGAUUAGUGGAACCUCGUUUAAUGGUUCACACAGUAUCUGGUUUUGUUUGAAGAUACUAGGAACAGAGAUUGCAAAGGACAAGAACUCUUAUCCUAUAAAAGACUGGAGCAUUGUGGUCAAGUCACCUGUAUCUAUCACCAACUAUCUGCCUCUUUCAGCUGAAUUUUCUGUUCUGGAGAUGCAAAGCAGUGGUCAUUGUCUUAACUGUUAUAGAGGAGUAUUUAAACCUGGAGAGACUGUAAAGAUAUAUAAUGUUGACAUAAGAAAUCCUUUGUACUUAUCAUUGCUUCCACAAAAAGGAUGGCUACCCAUGCAAGAGGCUGUCCUAAUAUCUCAUCCUAGCAGGGAACCUUCAAAAACUAUUAGCUUAAGAAGUUCACUUUCUGGAAGGACUGUUCAACUCAUUCUUGAACAAAAUGACACCGAAGAAGGGCUUGUGCAGUCUAAGGUCAUUAAAGUUUAUUCGCCUUGUUGGCUUGCCAUUGCCAGAUGCCCUCCACUAACAUUUAGGCUGGUAAACUUUGGGGGCAAAAGUCCAUCAAGAAAGAUACCUUUUCCUUUUAAGUCAAAAAAGAGCAGUGAAGUGAUCCUUGAGGAAAUCACUGACGAGGAACUAUGUGAAGGUCAUACAAUUGCUUCUGCAUUGAAUUUCAAAUUGUUGGGACUCUCAGCAUCAGCAAGUCAAUCUGGAGAAGAGCAUUUCGGGCCGGUCAAGGACCUUUCUCCCCUCAAUGACAUGGAUGGAUCUGUGGACCUGUGUGCUUACAAUAGCGACGGCAAUUGUAUGCGGCUGUUUAUAUCUUCAAAACCUUGCACCUUCCUGUCUAUCCCAACUAAGGUCAUCUUCAUUCGUCCCUAUAUAACAUUCACAAACAGACUUGGUCAAAACAUAUUCAUCAAGUUAAGCAGUGAAGAUGAACCAAAGAUUUUGCAUGCAACGGAUGAAAGAGUAUCAUUUGUAUAUGGUGAAGCUGGUCGACCAAUGGAACUUCAGGUAAGAUUAGAUGAUACAAACUGGUCGUUUCCUUUUCAAGUAGCAGAGGAGGACACCAUCUCUCUGGUGAUGAGGAAAGGUGACGGUACAUGUAGAUUUCUGAGAACUGAAAUCCGUGGUUAUGAGGAGGGAUCUCGUUUUAUUGUUGUAUUUCGCUGUGGGUCACUGAAUGGUCCUAUAAGGGUCGAGAAUAGAACAAGGAGGAAGAUGAUGAGAAUCCGUCAAUCUGGAUUUGGUGAUGAUGCAUGGAUUCAGUUAUGCCCUCUUUCAACCUCUAAUUUCUCUUGGGAGAAUCCAUAUGGUGAAAAGUUUAUUGAUGCGGAGAUUCAGGAGGGAAAUAGUACUACAGUUCGCAAAUUUAACUUAGAAAAGUCACGUUUACACACUGAAGGUGACGGAUUAGGCCUGCUUUUCCAUGUUUUAGAUCUGGGAGAUCUUAAAGUUGCUAGGUUUUUAGAUGAGAUGACUUUAUCACUCUCAAGGGAGGGGAGCAGGUCUGCAAUUCAUGUGGAGAGUCUUGGAAAUUCUCACAUAGAGAGCAAUAUGCAGGACCAUGCAUCUCCUUUAGAACUUAUAGUUGAGAUGCAAGCUGUUGGAGUUUCUGUUGUUGAUCAUACACCAAAAGAACUCUCCUACUUGUACUUGGAGCGAGUUUUCAUAUCUUAUUCAACUGGUUAUGAUGGUGGGACCACAAGCAGGUUCAAACUCAUAUUGGGUUAUUUGCAGCUCGACAAUCAGCUCCCGCUGACAUUGAUGCCUGUACUGCUUGCACCUGAGCAAACCAGUGAUGCAAGCCAUCCAGUGUUCAAAAUGACUGUGACUGUCAGCAAUAAAAGUCAGAACGGAAUUCAGAUCUAUCCAUAUGUCUAUAUACGGGUAACUGACAAGUGUUGGAGGCUUAACAUUCAUGAACCUAUUAUUUGGGCAUAUAUAGGUUUCUACAGUAGUCUGCAACUGGAUCGUGUUAAUCAGAGUUCCAGUGUUACCCAAGUAGAUCCUGAAAUACGUAUAGACCUUAUUGACAUUUCAGAAGUAAGACUGAAGGUGUCUUUGGAAACUAGUCCUGCCGAAAGACCACCAGGAGUUCUUGGUGUGUGGAGUCCCAUACUUACAGCUGUUGGAAAUGCAUUCAAAAUUCAGAUCCAUCUGAGAAAAUUGAUACGCAGAGGCAGAUUCAUGAGAAAAAGUUCUGUCGUAUCUGCCAUUACAAAUCGUUUGUGGAGAGAUUUGAUUCAUAAUCCAUUGCAUUUGAUUUUUUCGGUGGAUGUCCUCGGCAUGACAAGUUCAACUUUAGCUUCUCUUAGCAAAGGUUUUGCGGAGCUCUCUACAGAUGGACAGUUUCUGCAACUGCGUUCAAAGCAGGUUUGGUCAAGAAGGAUAGGUGGUGUUGGUGAUGGAAUCAUUCAGGGAACAGAAGCUCUUGCACAAGGAGUUGCUUUUGGAGUUUCAGGGGUUUUAAGAAAGCCUGUGGAAAGUGCUAGAGAAAAUGGUCUUCUUGGCCUUGCUCAUGGGCUGGGUCAAGCUUUCUUAGGAUUCAUUGUACAGCCAGUCAGUGGAGCAUUAGACUUUGUCUCGUUGACUGUUGAUGGAAUAGGUGCAAGCUGUUCCAGGUGCUUGGAUAUUCUCCAAAACAAGACCUCUUUCCAGAGAAUAAGGAACCCCCGGGCUAUUCAUUCUGACAAUGUACUUAGAGAGUACUGCAGGAGAGAAGCUGUUGGUCAGAUGGUACUUUUCCUUGCGGAGGCAAGUCGACAUUUUGGAUGUACUGAAAUAUUUAAAGAGCCAUCAAAAUUUGCUUGGUCGGAUCAGUAUGAGGCUCAUUUUGUGGUGCCCUACCAACGGAUUGUUCUAGUAACUAACAAACGUGUUAUGCUGCUACAGUGUGCCUCCCCUGAUAAGAUGGACAAAAAACCUUGCAAGAUCAUGUGGGAUGUGCCAUGGGAAGACAUAUUGGCAUUGGAGUUGGCAAAAGCUGGUUUCCCCAUACCAUCUCAUUUAAUUAUCCAUCUCAAGAAUUUUAAGAGGUCAGAGAACUUUGUCAGAGUUAUAAAGUGCAAUACCGAAGAAUCAAACGAAAGAGAGCCUCAGGCUGUAAGUAUAUGUUCCAUGGUGCGCAAGUUUUGGAAGCGAACUGACUCAGAGCUGAGCAACCAAAUGUCAAAGGUCCCGUCUAUCCAGAGACAUGUAUGUUCUAUCCGUAAUGAAGCUGGUGGAAGUGAUCCUCAUAUGCACUUGAAAUCAGUGAUCAAAUCAACAGAGCUCUCUUUAGCUGGUUCUGCUUCGGAUGAUGGUAAACUUGUCACACACUGUAUGAACUUUUUGAAGGUGUGGAGCAGUGAACAAGAAUCAAAAGGUCGAUGUACCUUGUGCCAAAAGAAGGAAUCUGAAGAAGGUGGAAUUUGUAGUAUUUGGCGACCAGUCUGUCCCAAUGGGUAUAUCUCAGUUGGGGAUAUAGCUCGUGCUGGCAGCCAUCCUCCUAAUGUUUCAGCUGUAUAUCACUAUUCUGACAAACACUUCACUCUUCCAGUAGGAUUUGACCUGGUAUGGAGGAAUUGCCUGGAGGACUACAUAACUCCUGUCUCGAUUUGGCAUCCUCGUGCUCCUGCAGGCUAUGUCUCUCCUGGAUGUGUUGCUGUGCCUAGGUUUGAGGAGCCAGACCCUAAAGCUGUAUAUUGUAUUGCAGAAUCCCUUGCUGAGGAAACAGUUUUAGAAGACCAAAAGAUUUGGUCAGCACCUGAUUCAUAUCCGUGGUCAUGCCAUAUUUACCAAGUGCAGAGUGGAGCCCUUCAUUUUGUUGCCUUGAGACAACCCAAAGAAGAAUCUGACUGGAAGUCUAUGAGGGUUGUUGAUGACCUUCAACAAUUGGCUCAACCAUCAGAAGCUCGGUGACUUUCAUUAGAUCCUUCAUCUUGGUGCGAAAACACCCUCGUUGAGAAACUAAGCCAAAUCUCUGGGGCUGUCUUUGCAUCAUUUCAGAGCAACCUUCGGUUUCAUGAAUGUUUCACAGUUUUAGCUCAGUAUCCAGUCAGUACAUCAUCAUGACAAGGUAUUCUACUUCAGCCCAAGCUGGUGUUUCCGGAGCUUCAGUGCUAUGACGUACAUGAUGAAGAUGAUGAGUUUAUUCUUGUAUGUUCCAUAGAUUUUCUCGCAGGAACCUGGACACAGAUGAUUAAUGAUUUGAGGGUCGGAGUUGGUUGAGUUGCACUUGAAACUUUGGUGCUUUUCAUUCGAGUUCUUCUGCAAGUGUACAUGCAAGAAUUUUUUGUCU